AUGCCAGGACAAAGGUCUGGCGGGGUCGCCAUUUUGGCGGCCUUGUUCGGUUUGCUGUCUUCCGUGAGUGGUCAGUCCGUGGUCUGUAACCAGCCGUCCAAUAGAUCCAGCACGGUGUACGAUUUCCCGAUCAGGGACCUCUACUACACGCAGAAGACUCUACACUUGUCCGAUUACCGCGGCAAGGUCCUGCUGGUGGUCAAUGUGGCGACGUACUUAGGCCAAACGUCGCAGUACUACGGCCUGAAUGCACUACAGAACGACUACGGGUCCCGGGGACUACAGGUCCUAGGGGUCCCUUGUAACCAGUUAUAUGAGGUACACAUGUAG
Messenger RNA from Mizuhopecten yessoensis (Yesso scallop), 330 nucleotides. Its product is annotated as hydroperoxy fatty acid reductase gpx1-like. The record is from RefSeq and is a predicted model, not a curated record. Bases 1 to 330 code for a protein of 109 amino acids. Gene Ontology annotation, biological process: response to oxidative stress. The transcript has a single exon. Gene Ontology annotation, molecular function: glutathione peroxidase activity. NCBI's taxonomy places the organism in Eukaryota, Metazoa, Mollusca, Bivalvia, Pectinida, Pectinidae.